GAUGUUAUGUUUGAUUUGAUAAGCCUAAAUUUUGAAAAUUUCAGUCCUGCUACAUUAACAAUGUCGGAGAAUGAGAGUGAGAAUACCAACGUCUUCUCCGAGUUCCUUUACGAUAUUGGAGACUUCUUUUCGGGCAACGAUCGUAAGCAGGAGAAGCAGUUGCAGGCAGAUCUGCGAGCCGCACAGGCUGCCGACUUGGAAUUCCACAAAAAUGAGCUGGAAGUAUCUGAAAGACAGGCAGAUGCGAAUCGCAGCCGACUUUCUGCUUUAAGUAGUAUGUAAUCUCUGACGCUGGCACACCGUUUGACCCACUUUUUAACAAGUCAAAAAACUCCCAGAAUCAAAGAAUAUAUACUAAUUUAGCUCCAAAUAUACCCAAAUCUCCCUGUUUAAAUAUUCUCAUUUUCUCCAAAUCUCCCUAUCAUACACAGUAGUCAAGCUUCGACCCACUUUUUCAAAAUUUUAAAACAAUCAUUUUUUAAAGAAAAAUUAAACUUUUAGUUACAUUUACUCAUUUUUCAAAAUCUCAAAGUAACCAUUUUUAAAAAUAUUUAAACAGGGAGAUUUGGGUAUAUUUGGAGCUAAAUUAGUAUAUAUUCUUUGAUUCUGGGAGUUUUUUGACUUGUUAAAAAGUGGGUCAAACGGUGUGCCAGCGUCAGA
Caenorhabditis elegans is the source of this 660-nucleotide messenger RNA. It is a transcript of the gene C17H1.2, whose product is annotated as Chemotaxis protein. Bases 61 to 282 code for a protein of 73 amino acids. The record is from RefSeq and is marked reviewed. Lineage: Eukaryota; Metazoa; Nematoda; Chromadorea; Rhabditida; Rhabditidae. The transcript is spliced from 4 exons.